AUGAAAGUCACAGGACAGCUUAAAGAAUUCGAAAUCAUCGGUAGGAAGUUACCUACCGAAAAAACUAAAAAUUUACCAUCACCAUUUUAUAAAAUGAGAAUAUUUGCACCGGAUUAUAUUGUAGCUAAAUCUCGUUUUUGGUACUUUUUACGUCAAUUAAAAAAGAUUAAGAAAAGUACAGGAGAAAUUGUUUCCCUUAAGGAAAUUCCAGAAAAAUCCCCAUGCAAAAUCAAAAACUUUGGUAUUUGGUUAAGAUAUGAUUCAAGAUCAGGUACUCACAACAUGUACAGAGAAUACAGAGAUGUAACAGUUGCUGGAGCUGUGACUUUGUGCUAUCGUGACAUGGGAGCUCGUCAUCGUGCCAGAGCUCAUUCAAUUCAAAUAAUUAAGGUUGAAGAAGUUAAAGCAUCAAAUUGCAGACGUCCACAAGUGACACAAUUUCAUGAUUCUAAAAUAAAAUUCCCUCUGCCUAAGAGAAUUCGAGGUGCCAAGAAGGGUCCUUUAUUUUCAGUCAGGAGACCAAGAACCUAUUACAUGUAA
Molecule: messenger RNA, 540 nt
Organism: Pediculus humanus corporis (human body louse)
Lineage: Eukaryota; Metazoa; Arthropoda; Insecta; Psocodea; Pediculidae
Product: 60S ribosomal protein L18A, putative
Exons: 3
Coding region: 1-540 (179 amino acids)
Biological process (GO): translation
Cellular component (GO): cytosolic large ribosomal subunit; ribosome
Molecular function (GO): structural constituent of ribosome
Source: RefSeq, a predicted model, not a curated record